Eremomyces bilateralis CBS 781.70 is the source of this 426-nucleotide messenger RNA. RefSeq lists its product as uncharacterized. The record is from RefSeq and is a predicted model, not a curated record. The transcript has a single exon. Gene Ontology annotation, biological process: transmembrane transport. The annotation marks the transcript as partial. Gene Ontology annotation, molecular function: transmembrane transporter activity. Lineage: Eukaryota; Fungi; Ascomycota; Dothideomycetes; Eremomycetales; Eremomycetaceae.
CAACUCGAUGCGCCGAGUCCCGACAUGGCGCGUCGACCACGAGGUCUAUCUUGGAGGUCCAGCACCCAAUUCAUCGUGUUUACCAUCGGGGCUGGGAUGUUCUCCGAUCUCUUUCUUUACUCCUUGAUCGUCCCUGUAGUUCCGUUUCUGCUCGAGGAUCGCAUCAAAGUCCCUCAGUCCGAAGUUCAACAGCGUGUCUCCGAACUAUUGGCGGUGUGUGCUGGGGCGCAGUUCAUUUUCUCGCCCUUGGUGGGAAUCUUUGCGGACAGAAUGCGAUCCCGACAGGUUCCUUUUCUUUUCGGCAUCCUAGCCUUGGCAGGAUCUACCGUUCUGUUUGCAGUUGCGCGGUCAAUGCUUCUACUCAUGGCGGCCAGAAUACUGCAAGGCUUGAGUGGUGCCAUUGUAUGGUCUAUUGGUCUUGCUAUG